Messenger RNA from Perca fluviatilis (European perch), 599 nucleotides. It is a transcript of the gene otos, whose product is annotated as otospiralin. The transcript is spliced from 4 exons. Lineage: Eukaryota; Metazoa; Chordata; Actinopteri; Perciformes; Percidae. The coding region runs from base 39 to 362 and encodes 107 amino acids. The record is from RefSeq and is a predicted model, not a curated record. Gene Ontology annotation, biological process: sensory perception of sound.
CUAAGCUCCACACACCACAGACCACAGUCAACCUGCAGAUGAACAGCAGCCCCUCUCUGCACAGCUUCACAAACCAUUCACAGGAGGGAAAGAUGAAGCUGUUGGUCUGGCUCAGUGUUCUCCUCUGCCUCUUUGCCUGUCAACUCUGUGAAGCCAGAGUCAUCCCUGAAGGAGUGCCAUAUGAUGAACCACCAGCUGUUCCCUACUGGCCCUACUCCACCUCUGACUUCUGGAACUACGUUGAAUACUUCCGAUCCAUCGGCGCCUACAACCACAUCAACGAGAUGGCCCGGGCCUUCUUCGCCCACCAGCACCUCGGAGACACCCUGGGCUAUGAGACCAAUGAGGGACAUGAACAAUGAAAGGGAGCCAGGAGGAGGAGGAGAUGUUGAGAUAUCCUGAGGAAAUGAUUAUGAUGAAAUAAGAAAAAUAAUAGAGUAAUAAUGGCCUAAUAGAUUUUUUUUCUCUUCCCAAGUAUAUCAGUUUUUAGCAUAGCCGUACAUAUAGAAUGCAAAUGUAGAGUUUGUAGCCCUUUGUAGAGUUGUAUACUAUCUUAAUAUAAUGUGCCACAAAUAAAUAAACAUUUUCCAAAUAUUUAA